Messenger RNA from Amborella trichopoda, 1505 nucleotides. RefSeq lists its product as uncharacterized. Gene Ontology annotation, biological process: response to desiccation. Gene Ontology annotation, cellular component: cytosol. The record is from RefSeq and is a predicted model, not a curated record. Lineage: Eukaryota; Viridiplantae; Streptophyta; Magnoliopsida; Amborellales; Amborellaceae.
ACCGCGUCUUUGCCUCGAGCCGCUAUUAAAAACGGCCCUCAAUUUACUCUCACUCUACAGUCCUCUCUCUGCCUCUCUCUCUAAAACCACAGGUUUCUUGCAGGUUUCUUCAAGGAUCUGCCUGGUGAAGCGAGGUACACUGCUAUUCUUGCAUCAGGGAUUAUCAUUCUUGAAGCAUGUCUUCAUCUGAGAGACCAGAAGUAAUUGAGAAGGAAGUCAAAGAGAAAGACUACAAGGAAGAAGAUAAAGAUGAAGAAAAGGGAGGCUUUGUUGAUAAGGUAAAGGGGUUCAUUCAUGCCAUUGGAGAGAAGAUCGAGGAAGCAAUAGGAUUUGGAAAACCAACUGCUGAUGUCUCUGCAAUUCACAUUCCCCAUAUUGAUUUGCAUCGGGCUGAAUUCGUAGUUGAUGUGCACGUAACUAACCCAAACCCUGUUCCAAUCCCUCUUGUAGACAUAGACUAUUUGGUAGAGAGUGAUGGCAGGAAGCUCGUAUCUGGGCUCAUCCCUGAUGCUGGUACUAUUCGUGCGCAUGGAUCUGAGACUGUUAAAAUACCAGUGAAAUUGGUUUAUGAUGACAUAAAGAACACUUAUGAUGAUAUCAAAGAGGGUAGUAUUAUUCCUUAUAAGAUCAAGGUUGACCUUAUUGUGGAUGUGCCUGUUUUUGGGCGAAUCACCAUUCCUCUAGAGAAGACGGGCGAGAUUCCUAUCCCUUACAAGCCAGAUGUGGAUCUUGGUAAGAUAGAGUUCAACAAGUUCUCUUUUGAAGAGACUGUUGCUACUCUUCAUGUGAAGCUGGAGAACAUGAAUGAUUUCGACUUGGGUUUGAAUGCUCUUGAUUAUGAGAUAUGGCUGUCAGAUGUGAGCAUUGGGAGUGCUGAACUCUCCAAAGCAACAACAAUUGAGAAAAAAGGAAACAGUGUUGUUCAGAUUCCUAUAACAUUCAGGCCUAAAGACUUUGGCUCUGCAAUUUGGGACAUGAUUAGAGGAAGAGGGACUGGGUAUACCAUGAAGGGGAACAUUCAUGUGGACACCCCCUUUGGCCCAAUGAAAUUGCCAUUUAGCAAGGAAGGGGGAACGACCCGUCUCAAGAAGAACAAUGAAGAAGGCAUAGAUGACGAUGAUGAGGAGGAUUGAAAAGCUCUGGUGUGUCGUUGUUAUUACACUCUCCCUGAUUUAUUUGAGGAGGAUCUCAUUUUGUGAACUUUAUAAAUCGUAGGAAGGUUCUGAUUUCUGGUAUUCCAUGAACGAAUCAUCAGUGUGUUUUGAUAUAAAAUUCUAUAUGUAUUAUUAAGUUAGGAUUUUAAUGGGUGCUUUGGAUUGAACUAUGAUUAUCCAUACCUUGACUCUUGAUCAUGGGAUGGUCAUAGUUGAUAGUACAGAUCUGGACCGUCCAAUUCAGUGUAUUACAGUGUGCUUUACAAUUGUUAUAGCCCAGUUUUUUUGUUUCUUGGGAAAGGUUUCUAUACUUCCCUUAUUGUAUAAAAGAUUUUUACUUCCCUCCUUCCA